UGAAAAUAUAAUAUAAAACAAAUAACAUUCCCUAUCGCAGAAAUUGCAUUCCAGCAAUCGAUAGUUGAACAGCUGAUGGCGCUGCCUGAUCCAGCAUUCAAUUAUUGUGGUCCGGCAGCACUAGUGCUAUCGCUGCUAUAAACUUAUGGGCAGUAGUGUUGUCUCUCAAUUGGCUCGAAAGUACGCUGCAGUGAUAUUCUUUCCCACUGUUGCAGUCGGCUCCAUCUACGCAGAUUGGUCGCACACCCGCAAGUGGAAGCGCCAGCAACACCAGUUGGCACACAGCGCUCAGCUAAAGAGUCAGAGCUAGAGGAAGCUACUUUGUCUAUAUCACGUUAAGAUGGUGCUCGGCCUGGACAAGCGUGCCCUGUGGGCAAUCGUGCCAUUUUUCGGCUUCGCCCUUGGCCACUUCCUGGACAA
Molecule: messenger RNA, 420 nt
Organism: Drosophila subobscura
Lineage: Eukaryota; Metazoa; Arthropoda; Insecta; Diptera; Drosophilidae
Exons: 2
Coding region: 146-310 (54 amino acids)
Source: RefSeq, a predicted model, not a curated record